Mollisia scopiformis is the source of this 1503-nucleotide messenger RNA. RefSeq names its product putative UPF0160 protein C27H6.8. Gene Ontology annotation, cellular component: cytoplasm; nucleus. The transcript has a single exon. The coding region runs from base 334 to 1386 and encodes 350 amino acids. The record is from RefSeq and is a predicted model, not a curated record. NCBI's taxonomy places the organism in Eukaryota, Fungi, Ascomycota, Leotiomycetes, Helotiales, Mollisiaceae.
UGCAAGCAGACCUCCAAGUCGUCGCAGGACGAAAAUGUCUCUUAUGAUUUGGAGAUCUCUACAGGACUCAUUCUCCGGGCACGUUCUGGACUUUAAAUUCCAUCCAGGCGAGGUCAAGUAGAGGACAGCUUGCCGAUGCUCUUUUUUUUCCUAAAUUUAUCUGAAUUGUGAUCGCUUCAGUGUAUCUUCGAGGAAACUACUGUAGGCAAUCUGCGCUAGACCGUUUUUUCUUUAGGUGCAUUUCAGAUUGUCCCGCCUCUUUGAAUAUUUACAAACCCAAACACAGCCAAAGAAUAUCCUCCACGUUCUUGUAUGUUUCGCAACAUAUCCAAGAUGGCAGAAACAGCAGCAAAGAGACUCAAGACCUCUCCCGUCACUAUCGGCACUCAUAAUGGCCACUUCCAUGCCGAUGAAGCUCUAGCAGUCUAUAUGCUGCGCCUUCUUCCCACCUACCACUCCUCCCAACUCGUUCGCACUCGAGAUCCAGCUCUUCUCCAGACCUGCCACACCGUUGUCGACGUAGGUGGAGAGUAUGAUGCAUCUGCCAAUCGGUAUGAUCACCAUCAGCGCACCUUCGAUACCACGUUUCCCAAUCGUCCAACCAAGCUCUCGUCUGCCGGCUUAGUCUACAUGCACUUUGGCAAAGCAAUUAUCGCACAACAUCUGGGCGUCCCUGAAGAAGCGAAGGAGGUUGACAUCAUCUGGGGAAAGAUCUACGAGAGUUUCAUCGAAGCUCUGGAUGCGCAUGACAAUGGCAUUUCAGCUUAUGAUACGAAAGCUAUCAAAGCAGCUGGGAUUGAGAAGAAGUUCAGUGAUGGUGGAUUUUCUCUGGGAGCAAUGGUAUCAAGACUGAAUCCAAACUGGAAUGACCCUACUCCUUCGGAUCCUGUCGAGGCACAGAAGGUUGAGGACGAGAAGUUCUUGGUUGCCAGCACGAGAAUGGGCGAAGAGUUCUCUAGGGACUUGGACUACUACACCAGAUCGUGGUUGCCAGCCAGAGAUAUUGUGCAUGCUGCUUACGCGAAGCGAUUAGAGUACGACCCGAAGGGCAGAAUCUUGGUGUUUGACGGCCAAUCUGUACCAUGGAAGGACCAUCUCUACACUUUGGAGGCUGAGGAAGGCGGUGAAGCUCAGGUUCUCUAUGUUUUGUACCCAGAGAAGCCAACGCCGGAUGCUAAGUGGAGAAUCCAAUGUGUUCCAGUCAGCAAGGACUCAUUCGAGAGCAGAAAGCCGUUGCCAGAAGCUUGGAGAGGAUUCCGAGAUGAGAAAUUGGAUGAGGUUGCUGGCGUCAUUGGAGGUGUCUUUGUUCAUGCCGCUGGAUUCAUUGGUGGAAACAAGACAUUUGAUGGCGCAAAAGCCAUGACUUUGAAGUCUCUAGACCUGUAAACUGCUAAAUAGAGUUGCAUUGCACGGCGUUGGGGAGGGGAAAAGUUACGGCCACACGAGUCAUGAUAUCACUCUGCGAACAUUCACAGAACGAAAAAAGCAAUGAACAAAUCUACA